UUGUGUUACUGUGUUUGUGUUGGCUUAUGUGACACCAUGGCUAUCUACAGCAUCGUCACUUUGGCUUCAUAACAACUGUGUUUCUGUGUGUGGAGGCUGGAAUAGUUGCAGAAUCAGCAGACGUCCAGGUCUCUCUCUCUUGUUCCCUGUCUCUGUCUCUCUCUCUCUCUUUGUGAAUUGUCCCUCUGAGACCCGUAUGUAGCUGGUAUCUUGUUGUGCUGCAGUUCAGUUCCAGGAAGUGGAGACAAACACAUUUCUCUCUGCAGCCUAUCGAUGUAAGCCAGUGGUCUGUGCGCUCGUCUUUCACACCUCUGUUCUUCCUUCCUGUCCUGUUAUUUUUCUGCAUCUAACACUCUGUUCUGUUCUCUAGUAUCCGCCCUGUGUUUAUGGCAUUGGUGGUGAAACACACGACUGGUCUUAGUCUGUUUCACUCUCUCUGUGUGUCUCCCUUUCUGCCUGUCUCUCUCUCUCCUCUCUCCUCUCUCCUCUCUCCCUCUCUCCUCUCUCCCUGUCUCACUCUCUACCUCUCUCCUCUAAUCUAUCUCCUUGUCUCACUCUCUCCCUCUCUCCUCUCUCCUCUUUCCCUGUCUCACUCUCUCCCUCUCUCCUCUCUCCUCUUUCCCUGUCUCACUCUCUCCCUCUCUCCUCUCUCCUCUCUCCCUGUCUCCCUAUCUGCCUGUCUCCCUCUUUACCUGUGUGUCCCAGCCUGUUGCUAUUCACAUAGCAUGUACGUGUAAUAUCUAACAGAAUAGAUGAACUUUAGACCCAUACUGGUGCUUUAGUGAUUCUGGUUGUCAUAACUCCGCGUCACAUGCAAAUAAAUGUUCUUGCGUGUGUGUGAGAGAGAUUAGACAGCCAUCAUGUAAAUGUGUGCUGUCGUGUCAGAGCUGAAGAAGGGUUAUCACUGUCCUCCUCAAGCUUUCUCAUGUUCCUGAGGAACAGCCUGUUGCUGAACUUCCUGGAAGGCUGUUGGGCAAAACUUCUGUGUGUAAGGUUGCUAUGACAACGCCAGGGGACGUCGAUGGUGAUGACGGGGUGGGGAGGAAGAAGGUGGGAGCGGCAGUGUUGGACCCGGGGGCGUGGUCCAAGGUCAGCUGUCCCUGCUGCCUGUCGGACAGGGUGGAGCCUCUGGUUCUGAUCCAACUGAGAGAGGAGGUCCAUCCAGACACCAAGCGAUGGUUCAUCUCCCGGAUAGAGGCCUCCAAUAAGGAUGGAGGAGCUCAGCUGCUGGCCCACCCAGGGGAGGACGAGGACGGGGAGGUGAUCGUGCUGUCAGCCCCUCGCUGCAGUCUCCUCAGGGCCACGGAGGAGCUGGGGUUUUGUAAGCCCUACAGUGACGGGGAGAUGACUGCCUUCUCCUACCACGACAGGCAGAGCUUCAAAAAUGUAGAUGACAUGCAGGCGUUCCUCACGCUGGCGGAGCGUCAGUACAUCAUCAAGUAUGAGCUGGACUCUCUGAGGGCCCCGGAAGGACCUGAUCAUCCCUGGGCUGCCUGACGACCGGGGCCAGCUGAGGUCCCCGCCAGAACAUCUGUGAGUCAGAAGCUGCAGAAGGCAGGAGUGAUCCUGGACAUCGUGCCCAUCCACCACCAGCAGACCUUAGACCAGCUGGGAAAAUCCUGGUACUCUGGUACACAGGUGUGGGGUCAGCCCCUAGACGCCAUCCAGGCGUAUUUCGGCGGCAGCGUGGGUUUCUACUUCAGCUUCCUGGACUUCUACACCUGGGCUCUGGUUCCCCCCGCUCUCGUGGGCGUGGCCGUGAUGCUGUUCCUUCCUGGGGGCGGGGGCGACGGACUCGGCCAAGUCCCCUCAGCGGCGGCGGCGGGAGGAGGCGAGGCGGGGCUGGCUAUGAGUGGCUACAUGGUGCAGGCCGUCUUCAGCAUGGUGUGGUCCACCAUCUUCAUGGAGCUGUGGAAGAGACGGAGCUCCCCCUCUCCCCACUGCUGGGGCGUGUUGAGCCUGGCGGAGCGCUUCGCCGAGCCCACGCCCCCGGGCUUCCAGGGAACCCUGGGGGUGAACCCGGUGACGAAGCGGGUGGAGCCCCUCUUUCCGGAGUGGCGUCGGCAGAUGCGGGUGGGGCUGGUGUCCCUUCCCGUGGUGGUGCUGUUCCUGGGGCUGGUGCUGAUGGGCAUGGCGGGGUUCUACGGGGGGAGACGCUGGCGAAGCAGCUGCACCAGGACUGGGGGGUCCCUGCUGUCUGGAGCCCUGCUGUACCUGCCCUCCAUGCUGCACAUCGUCACACCAACAUGCUCCAGCACGCUUUACGGCCGAGUGGCCCUCAAACUGACGGAAUGGGAGAACCACAGGGAGGAGUCAUCCUUCCAGAAUCACCACACCUCCAAAGUUCUGAUGUUCAGUUUCUUUAACUACUUUGCCGUGCUGUUC
Messenger RNA from Osmerus eperlanus (European smelt), 2385 nucleotides. Its product is annotated as anoctamin-10-like. NCBI's taxonomy places the organism in Eukaryota, Metazoa, Chordata, Actinopteri, Osmeriformes, Osmeridae. The record is from RefSeq and is a predicted model, not a curated record.